AGCCGAGCUGGAGCGGAGCUUUCCGGAACAUCCGGCUGUAGCUUCUCAACAUAAACAGCAAUGGCGGAGGCAGCAGCAGCGUCUAUGGCGGCUUCAUCAAUAACAGUAGGUUGGACCAAACACGUAACCUGCAGGUAUUUCAUGCAUGGUCUAUGCAAAGAAGGAGGCAACUGUCGAUAUUCCCACGAUCUGGCCAGCAGCAAACCUGCAGAUAUGAUUUGCAAGUUCUUUCAGAAGGGAAACUGUGUGUUUGGGGACCGUUGCAGGUUUGAUCACUGUAAACCAGCGAAGAACGAGGAGUUGCCAACCCCACAGACGCUGCCUCUGCCCUCUGUCUCGCUGGCCAGCUCGUCAGACCCAGAACCCAGUGGGUCAACACCCGGUUCAGGGGCACAAGACUGGGUCAACGCUACUGAGUUUGUUCCAGGACAGCCGUACUGUGGACGGGCUGAGCCGGAGAGGUCUGUCCCUCUCAUCGAGGAGUUUGACAGUGAGGCAUCGCAGGACAACAAAGAGCUGAGGAAGCAGCUCUGUCCGUAUGCAGCCGUUGGAGAGUGCCGCUACGGAAUCAACUGUGCCUAUCUCCACGGCGACGUGUGUGACAUGUGCGGCCUCCAGGUGCUCCACCCCACUGACAACGCCCAGCGCUCCGCGCACACUAAGGCAUGCAUCGAGGCCCAUGAGAAGGACAUGGAGAUUUCAUUUGCCAUCCAACGCAGCAAAGACAUGAUGUGUGGUGUGUGUAUGGAAGUGGUGUUUGAGAAGGCCAACCCAAGCGAGCGCCGUUUUGGCAUCCUCUCCAACUGCAGCCACUGCUACUGUCUAAAGUGUAUUCGCAAGUGGAGGAGUGCCAAGCAGUUUGAGAGCAAAAUCAUCAAGUCUUGCCCAGAGUGUCGGAUCACAUCCAACUUUGUCAUCCCAAGCGAGUACUGGGUGGAGGAUAAGGAGGACAAGCAGAAACUCAUCCAGAAAUACAAGGAUGGCAUGGGGAGUAAACUGUGUCGAUACUUUGACGAGGGUCGUGGAACGUGUCCUUUUGGCUCAAAUUGCUUCUAUAAGCACGUCUUUCCUGAUGGACGGCUGGAGGAAGCGCAACCCCAGCGAAGACAGACCGGAUCCAACAGCAGGAAUCGGAACUCAAGACGAACGCCGCUGUGGGACAUCUUCGACGAACGGGAAAGCACCGACUCCUUUGACAACGAGGACGAGGAGAUGGUGACGUUUGAGCUGAGCGAGAUGCUCCUCAUGCUCCUCGCCGCAGGAACAGACGAUGAGGUGACGGAUUCAGAGGACGAAUGGGACUUGUUUCACGAGGAGCUGGACGAUUUCUAUGAGAUUUACCUAUAGCAGCCCCCCCCCCCCGUGUACUAGACACUAGAAUGGACUGUCUUGUGCGAGUGAUGGACAGUAGCUUUUUCCCCACCCCCUGUAUUGUGGCAGUGCUUUAUAGCAGGCCAUUAAUAAAUGAACUUUUAAAAGAAAAAAAAAAAAAAAAAAGUCCAACAAGUGCUCGUGCUAAACAUUUUCUAGACAUCUAUCCUCGUGGGUCUAUCUUGUGCAAUUCAUGUUAAAAGGAAAAAAAUGACAAAAAGAACUCGAUAUAAGAUUCAACAAAUUAUAACUUUCUUCAAAUAUUGCUAAUAAACAUUGUCAAGUUUAUUUGUGGGUGUGGGUUUGACUUGUUAAUCAUCUACCCAGGUGUUAAUAUGUACUUCUGAGACUCUGAGGAUGCACUCUUACUUACUCGGCACCAUUUACUGUAAUCGUGAUGGGCAUGUUGUAAGAUUUUACAUAUGCUUUUUUUUUUUUUUCUUUAUUAAAGCUGCUGAUAGCCAAUAUAUUGUGCUGAUGUUAAAUACAUUCACCAUGAUCAUGUUGUACUGAAAAGUAUUUACUGUGUCCCUUUUUUCCAAGGUGAAAAAGUCUGUUAUGAGGCAUUUAGAUUAUAAUGAAACACUGUCCAUCAAAGCCCAGACAUUGGAACUCUUGUAAGGUUUGUGGCUGUUUAAAGCAGGGUGACCCCGGGCCCUUAUCCUGAAUAGAAUACUCAGACAUUUUAGUGACAUAAGAUAAGUUAUGGAAGAGAUGUAAGAAAUCUUUUCUUUUUCAGUGGAAAAUUACUCAAGCACACAGAUUUGAGUCCACAAAAUUUGAGCUGCUCAAUUCUGCCACUUGUGGCUGGAAGCUAUACUACACAGAAUUGUACUCUCCUUUACAUAUCUUCCGGCUGGACAGUGAAGCGGUCUCGUUCUUCAGUAACACAUUAUAUAUGGAUCUGGGCUAGGGGAAGACCUGCUAAGUGGCCCUCACCUUCCUCCUCUCUCUUUCUCCUCACACACGGACUAGUCUACGAAAUCUUCUGCCCUUACAAUGAAUAAUGAAUUUAUUGUGAAAUUUUAUAUUGGGUUUUCAAAAUACUUUUGUUUUUCUGUGAUCCAACUAAAGUAUGGGCCAAUUGGCUCCAUACAGCGGUCAAAUAGACAAAAUAAAGAACUUCAUUUAAAAUUUGCUGAGCAUCUAGGUACCAAGUCCUUCCUCAGAACCAGGCUAUAAUGAGUCAACUCUAAUAACUCUUCAGCAGUGCAGAGAAUCACGGAGGUGAGAGACUUUCCAUUCCCCACAACACCAGUGUGAAGUGUACGGUAGAUUCGCUGCUCUUUCUUUGCUGCUGAGACGCUCAUCCACUGACUCCUGAUAGCUGGUCUCAACCUGUUAAACUCCAUUUGAAUGCAUAUGUUUAUAUUGAAAUGUGUGUUUUCUAUGUUCCACAGCCAUCCAUCUUAACUUGAAAUUAAAGUUUAUCAACUUUAGACUGUUUAGUCUAAAUACUUUUGUCUGUUGUCUUGUCUGUAAGUCACGACCUGAUAGCCAUCAGUGUGUAAAUUAUCGUAGAAAAUAUACACGGUUACUGUGUGUGAUUAUAUGUUGAAUGAUGUAGUGAAUGCAAUGCGAUAUACAUAUACGAGAUAUGUACGUGAUCAAGGAUCUCUAAAAGUUGUAUUUGCUCCCCUUUUUCUUUUGUGCUUAUCCGAUCUGUGAUCUGAUUUGUGAUACGAUCCGAACCGUGAGUUUUAUAAUCUGUUGCACUAUUUGAGUGCCAAUUUGAAUACGGCGACUGCAUGUGGCUCAGUGGUAUCAGAAGAUCGGCGGCACAACAUGUAGUGUGAGCUUUGAGUGGUAUACAAGUACAUUUACCAUGUAUGUUUGUGUGUAUGUUCUUCUUUUCAAAUUAACACUUUUCAAAAACAGUUUAUUAAACUUUGUACUACAGAGUGCACUGCACAUGCCUCAAAACAGUUAAUCAAGCAUUCACACAUUGUCAAUGUAGGGUGCAUUAGUAUGUACACCUCUUUCUAUCGGGUGUAUAAAUAGCAAAACUUAAUUUAUGGAAAAUUUACUUUUUACUGGCUUCUCUGAAUUGAAAACCUGUACCGUUUAAAUUUCUCCAGCCAUUGUGGGGACAAUAUUGUUAUUAAUUUCUUUAUCUCUGUCUAUGUUAGCGACAUUUCACUGACUCCACUGGGAGUCUACCUCAGGCAUUGUUGAUUUGAUUCUCUGCUGCAUGUUGACUGAGCAGCCCAUAAUAUAACAACCAGAUUGCUACUAGUGCCAAAUAGUUCCACAGGAUGGUGUCUCCCUUUUAUGAUAUGAUCCGAAUUUAUCUUUCAAAUCACAUAUUGAAAACCUUUUUUUCCAAGCUGAAACUUAAAUUUGGUUAUUUUUUGGUAAGAAAUACCGUUUCUACCUCUACAUUUGAUUUUGGCAACUUUUUUUUUUUCCUUAAUUGGAUUACAGUGAUCCGCUCUGAAUGCACCUUUUCUAAAGUACAGAAGAACCUGAAAUUGCCAGAGGCGAUUUCAGUGGCGGAAUUUAAUUCCAUUUUAAAAGAUUUGAGAAAAUAGCACUCGUGGUCAAUGUGGUUGCCAUUAAAUCAUUUAAAAAAGACAAGGUUUUGGACAAAAGCGUUUUCCAAAUCAAUAAAGGUCAUGUAAAUUAAAUCUGAAAACUGAAAUUUAACUCUUGAAAGAUUAUUUUCAUAGCCUAUUUAUCAGUUACUUUUGCAAAUAUAUAUCAGUUACACUUUGAAAUCUAUACGAAUCACUUCAAAUCAGCAUAAAUUAGAUCCACCGCAGAAAGAACGUCACUUUUAAAGAUGGUUUGCCUGUUACUCCAGUUAUUUAUUUCUUCUAAAACAGUGGUGAAAAACACCUGGAACAAAUGCCAGGAGUUGAGUUAACAUUAAAACAACAUUUUGACUGGGAUGUUAACUGCAUGUCAAAUGAAUCAGAAGGCCCCUGUUACCACUUAAAAGCAACUAACACAUCUUAUUCAUCCUGCAUGCUCACAUGCACUAAAAGCAUGCAUGGCUAUGUCAAGAAAGCAAGGAGAAGCUCUGAUAACAUCACAUCGCACAUAAUAAAAACGAAAUAAUAAAUACAUGAAAAUAAUUCAG
Anarrhichthys ocellatus (wolf-eel) is the source of this 4453-nucleotide messenger RNA. RefSeq names its product makorin, ring finger protein, 1 (gene mkrn1). Bases 61 to 1347 code for a protein of 428 amino acids. Gene Ontology annotation, biological process: protein polyubiquitination. The record is from RefSeq and is a predicted model, not a curated record. The transcript is spliced from 8 exons. Gene Ontology annotation, molecular function: metal ion binding; ubiquitin protein ligase activity. Lineage: Eukaryota; Metazoa; Chordata; Actinopteri; Perciformes; Anarhichadidae.